CCAUGGCCCAAAAAGGCACCCACCCGAAAACUCUCCCCAAACCCCUCGUCCUCCUCACCGUCGUCUUCCCCGCCGGCCGCCGCUCCCCUCCUCGCCACCGCCGCCAUGCCUUUCCACUUCCAAUUCCCAUGGCUCCCCAACAACCCCACCUCCUCCUCCUCCUCCCCAACGAAACCACCUAGCCCUGCAAUCCCCAACCCCUUCCUCCCCAUCCAGGCCGGCCUCGCCUCCUUCCUCUCCUCCCUCCCGCUCCCACGCGCGGCCUUCCCGCCGCCGCCCUGGGCUCGCAUCUCCUCCGCCUCAGCCUCCGCGGCCUCGGCCUCGGCUCUCCCCGUGGCGGAGAUCGAGGAGCGGCUCGCGGGGGUCCCCGUGUACGCGCUCGCCAACUCCUCGCAGGAGUUCGUGCUCGUGUCGUCCGCCCGCGGUGGGGGUGGGGGUGGGGGAGGUGCCCGGGCGGCGGUGCCGCCGCCGGCGCUCGGGCUCCUGUGCUUCCGGAGGGAGGACGCCGACGCCCUCCUGGCGCAGAUGGACGGGGACAUGGCGGCUGGCUCCACCGUCGUGCCCGUCGCGCUAAACAAGGUUAUCCAACUUAAGUCCGAUGGUGUGGCAUUUAGAUUUGUUCCUGAUUCUUCUCAGGUGGCAAACGCAAUGAAGCUAUAUGUAUCUUUGCAGUUAAUGGAAAAUGAAGGCCAGUAUGUGAAUGAUGGAUUUCCAGGGGUUCCAGUUUUUCAGUCAAGGAGUCUAGUCCUGAUGAGUGAUAACAAGAGAUAUCGUCCAGUUUUCUUCAGAAAGGAGGACUUGGAUAACUCACUACAUCGAGCCUCUCGUGACCAGCAAAAGCCUAACCCUGCUGUAAAAAUGGGUGACAUUCAGGUUUCUUCUUUGGAGAAUAUCAUCAAAUCUAUGAAGGAUAGCUCCUCUUCCAAAUGGGAUGAUGCUGUUUUUAUUCCUCCAGGAUUUGAUCUUGCUACUAGUUCAAAGCAAUCGAAUCAUGACAACUAGAUCUUUAUUUAUGUUGAAGCUGCUUAACUGCUCUUGUCAUGGAAAUGCUUACAUGAACAUAUUGAAGAAAUAGAAUACAUGUUCAUACCAUACUAGCAACUUGAUAAUGGGUAAUGCAAUUAUAAGUUUGUCGUUCCUUA
This is a messenger RNA of Oryza sativa Japonica Group (Japanese rice), 1142 nucleotides long. Its product is annotated as protein TIC 22-like, chloroplastic. Gene Ontology annotation, biological process: protein transport. NCBI's taxonomy places the organism in Eukaryota, Viridiplantae, Streptophyta, Magnoliopsida, Poales, Poaceae. The record is from RefSeq and is a predicted model, not a curated record. Gene Ontology annotation, cellular component: chloroplast.